AUGGCGUUGCACGGCCUCGUUCUAAGCAAUGCUCUCUUGUUGUGGCUGCGCUGGGCUGGCUUGUCGCUCAAUCCGCUUCUCGACCUGCCGGGCUCGGGCUUCUCGUGCAUCCCACUCGCCGCGCUGUGUGGCGUGCUUUUGUACGCCUACCAGCACCACCUGCAGCUCGGCAAGGGCUCCGCGAACACGACGCUUUGGCGCCGUCUCCUCGGUCUUCUCGGUCUCGCAAGCCUCCUCUUCUUCACCCAGUGGCUCUUCACCGCGCCGACCGCCAUCCCGCGCUGGCUCGGCGUCCACCAUGCGUGGGGGUGGCUCGUCCUCGCGACGUAUACGCUCGGCAUCAUUUGUGCACCGCUCGGUGGGGCGGUGGCCGCAGCGGCGCUCUUUGGUGUCGGCGCGAUUGCGUUCCACGCCUCGAGCUUCCCCGGGCUCUCUCUCUGUGGGGCGGCCGCCAUGGGCCUCGCACUGCCCUCGCUCUGGCUUCUGCUCGUCCCCAGCACGUUCAUGUCCAUCAACGCGCACCUCGAACCCGUCCACUUCGAUUCCGAGCGCCUCAAUUCGGCCCACGAGCUCGGCGUCGCGACGCCGCGUCGCUCGUCCUGCAGCCUGUCGCUCUGCGUUGGCGCGGUUUUCCUCACGCUUGUCUACACGACGUUGCUGGCGCUCACGAUCGCGCUCACGACGUACGACUAUUUGCCUCCCGAGCUACGCGGUCUCCGCGGCCAGCGCUUUCGCAUCUUUUACCUGACGGCCAGUGUCAUUGGCACGGCCGUCGUCGUCUUGCGAUCCUCACUCGCACCGACGCUGCAAUCGACGACGAUGGACCGGCUCCGGCGCGUCAUCGGCGCAGGCAUAUGCUGCGUGUGCGUCAUCCCGAUCGCGAGCAUCUACACAGCGUCCUUUGCCCCGCCCGGCUCGAACUCGCCACCGUUGACGCUCGGCAAUGUGGCGUCGGACUUGCGCCUCGUGAGCUUCAACGCGUAUCAGGGCUUUAACCGAGCCGGUGGCAACAACUUUCACGCAAUUCGAUCGAUGCUGGACGACUUUGACCCACACAUCGUGGCGCUGCAGGAGUCGGACACGAUGCAAACAGGGUCUGGUAGCUUGGACUUGACGCUGUACCUGGCGCUGCACCGGGGCAUGUACAGCUUUGCCAACCCCGCGACGGACGCCGACUCGUUCGGAUGCACGCUCUUGUCGUCGUUUCCGAUUCUUGCUGCGUCCGGUAUCGUCCUGCCAUCGCUUGGCGAGAACGCUUGCUUUCAGCAUGUGCUUCUCAACGUCCAUGGAACGCUCCUGCACGUCAUGAACGUCCAUCUCGGCAACGACGGGACGACCGACCGCGACAAGCAGUUGGAGCUCGUGUUGGCGUAUGUCCAGAACGCGUCGGGCCCUCUUAUCCUCAUGGGGGACUUCAAUACGCGUAAAAAUUCGCGCGCCUAUGCCUCGAUGAUGCAGUCGACGCAGCUACUCGAUGCCGGUGACCGCGGCAGCUGCGUUCGACCAAGCCCGCACCCGAGCACGGGCGUGCCCAUCGAGUACAUUUUCUCCGGAAUGUGA
Saprolegnia parasitica CBS 223.65 is the source of this 1560-nucleotide messenger RNA. RefSeq lists its product as hypothetical. Gene Ontology annotation, cellular component: endoplasmic reticulum. Bases 1 to 1560 code for a protein of 519 amino acids. The record is from RefSeq and is a predicted model, not a curated record. Gene Ontology annotation, molecular function: catalytic activity. Gene Ontology annotation, biological process: GPI anchor biosynthetic process. The transcript is spliced from 7 exons. Lineage: Eukaryota; Oomycota; Saprolegniomycetes; Saprolegniales; Saprolegniaceae.